GAACUCGAGAAAAUUGUGGGGGACAAAGCCACCUCCGAAGCCAAAAAGUCAAAACCCCAAGUUCAGAAGCCUAAUUGAGAGGGGUACUACUUUUCUAAAGCCAUAUUUGCAGUAACUCGUUCACUUUCUCCCUCAAGGAAACUCCUAAAACUGAAGAGAAACCAUCCAUGGCAGCCAUAUCUAAUAUCUCUCCUUUGUCUUCUUCAUCAUCUCUCUCAAAACCCAUCUCAAAAAACCAUUCUUAUUCCCUGAACACGCCUCAAAAGAGCGCCUUUUCUCUCCUCCCAAAAACCCUUCAAAAACCGUCUUCUUUGCCUUGCAACUAUGUCUAUCAUACCCAGAAACCUCAGUUCACCAUCUCCUCUAAAACCCCCAUCUCUGACUUCUUUUCAACAAACAAAAAUGAGGGCGGUUCUUCUUUUAUUGAUGACGACGACAACGAUAAGCCCCGUGAGGAGUGUGGUGUUGUAGGUAUCUUUGGUGAUCCUGAAGCCUCACGUCUCUGCUAUUUGGCCCUCCACGCGCUUCAGCACCGUGGGCAAGAAGGUGCAGGUAUUGUAGCUGUGAAUGACAAUGUUCUUCAAUCGAUUACUGGUGUUGGUUUAGUGUCUGAGGUGUUUAAUGAAUCUAAACUUGAUCGAUUGCCUGGUGAAAUGGCUAUUGGACAUGUCAGAUAUUCAACUGCUGGUUCUUCUAUGUUGAAAAAUGUGCAGCCUUUUGUUGCUGGGUACAGGUUUGGGUCUAUUGGGGUUGCUCACAAUGGAAACUUGGUGAACUACGGUGCUUUGAGAGCUAUGCUUGAAGAUAAUGGUUCCAUUUUCAAUACUAGUUCUGAUACUGAGGUUGUACUUCAUUUGAUUGCUAUUUCAAAGGCCAGGCCUUUCUUUUUGAGGAUUGUUGAAGCUUGUGAGAAGCUUGAAGGGGCUUAUUCAAUGGUGUUUGUGACUGAGGAUAAGCUUGUUGCGGUGCGCGAUCCCCACGGAUUUAGGCCUUUGGUAAUGGGAAGGAGGAGCAAUGGUGCUGUUGUUUUUGCCUCUGAGACAUGUGCUCUUGAUUUGAUUGAAGCAACAUAUGAGAGAGAGGUGUAUCCUGCUGAAGUGUUGGUGGUGGAUAAAAAGGAUGGGGUUCAAUCAGUUUUCUUGAUGCCUCGCCCUGAACCAAAACAAUGCAUUUUUGAGCAUAUCUAUUUUGCUUUGCCUAAUUCUGUUGUUUUCGGAAGGUCUGUUUAUGAAUCGAGGCAUGUUUUCGGUGAAAUACUUGCUAGCGAGGCUCCAGUUGACUGUGAUGUCGUGAUUGCAGUGCCGGAUUCAGGGGUUGUGUCUGCUCUUGGUUAUGCAGCCAAAGCUGGGGUGCCAUUUCAGCAAGGCCUGAUCAGGUCUCACUAUGUUGGAAGAACUUUUAUUGAGCCUUCACAGAAGAUCAGGGACUUUGGAGUGAAGCUAAAGCUUUCACCGGUCCGUGGUGUAUUGGAAGGUAAGAGGGUUGUGGUGGUGGAUGACUCAAUUGUCAGAGGAACCACAUCUUCAAAAAUCGUUAGGUUGAUUAAGGAGGCAGGAGCUAAGGAGGUUCACAUGAGAAUCGCAAGCCCACCGAUCAUCGCUUCUUGUUAUUACGGAGUGGACACACCAAGCUCCCAGGAGUUGAUAUCGAAUAGAAUGAGUGUGGAGGAGAUCAGACAGUUUAUAGGGUGUGAUUCACUGGCUUUUCUGCCAUUUGAUAGCCUGAAGAAGAUGUUGAGUAGUGAUUCUCCAAAGUUUUGUUAUGCUUGCUUCUCUGGGAAGUACCCAGUGAUGCCAAGAGAGGUUAAAGUGAAACGAGUUGGUGAUUUCUUGGAUGAUGGGUUGAAUGGACCUUUUGAUUCCAUUGAUGGAGGCUGGAUUCAAGGCCCUCGGAAUUUGAACACCGAGAAAGAAAUCGAUCCACUGCUUCAGGCAUGAGUGUGGCGAGUGAAAUAGAUAUCAGUCUUUCUAUUUUCUUCCUUGAACAAAAGCUAGCUGGGCUUCGAAAUUCUAAAGCUUAUACAAUUUUGCCCCAAUGUUUUGCUCUGCAAACUAAUCUCUAAUGAAUGUGUUUGUUGUUUUCUUUGAUAAUAGACAAUGGUGCUGUUGCUUCAUAAUUUAUGUCCCUUGGU
Molecule: messenger RNA, 2131 nt
Organism: Hibiscus syriacus
Lineage: Eukaryota; Viridiplantae; Streptophyta; Magnoliopsida; Malvales; Malvaceae
Product: amidophosphoribosyltransferase, chloroplastic-like
Exons: 1
Coding region: 168-1937 (589 amino acids)
Biological process (GO): purine nucleobase biosynthetic process; purine nucleotide biosynthetic process
Cellular component (GO): cytoplasm
Molecular function (GO): amidophosphoribosyltransferase activity
Source: RefSeq, a predicted model, not a curated record